Pristis pectinata (smalltooth sawfish) is the source of this 1259-nucleotide messenger RNA. RefSeq names its product succinate-CoA ligase GDP/ADP-forming subunit alph (gene suclg1). Gene Ontology annotation, biological process: tricarboxylic acid cycle. Gene Ontology annotation, cellular component: mitochondrion; succinate-CoA ligase complex (ADP-forming). NCBI's taxonomy places the organism in Eukaryota, Metazoa, Chordata, Chondrichthyes, Rhinopristiformes, Pristidae. The record is from RefSeq and is a predicted model, not a curated record. The coding region runs from base 62 to 1042 and encodes 326 amino acids. Gene Ontology annotation, molecular function: succinate-CoA ligase (GDP-forming) activity; succinate-CoA ligase (ADP-forming) activity. The transcript has 9 exons.
AGGCUCCCCUGCCCGGGUCCUCGGGCUGUCAUUGGCGCUGACCCCGGGCUGGGGAGAGGAGAUGGCGCACGUUGGGCGGCUGGCGCGUCUGCUCGUUGCAGUGGAACGGAGUGGAGUGAGACACUGCUACACCAGCUCAAGACAAAACCUCUACAUAGACAAGACAACAAAGGUCAUCUGCCAGGGUUUUACAGGAAAGCAGGGAACAUUCCACAGCCAGCAGGCUUUGGAGUAUGGCACUAAUUUAGUAGGAGGUGUGUCACCAGGGAAAGGUGGUAAAAAACACUUGAAUUUGCCUGUCUUCAACACUGUUCAAGAGGCUAAAGAAAGUACAGGAGCCAAUGCAUCUGUUAUCUACGUCCCUCCUCCAUUUGCAGCUGCUGCCAUCCAUGAAGCAAUAGAUGCUGAGAUACCGCUGGUGGUUUGUAUCACAGAAGGUAUUCCACAGCAGGACAUGGUACGGGUGAAACAUAGGCUAUUGCGACAGAGUAAGACUCGCCUCAUUGGCCCCAACUGUCCAGGAGUAAUAAAUCCUGGAGAGUGUAAAAUUGGAAUCAUGCCUGGACAUAUCCAUAAGAAGGGAAGAAUUGGUAUUGUAUCAAGAUCUGGUACACUAACAUAUGAAGCUGUUCACCAGACCACGCAGGUUGACCUGGGCCAGUCUCUGUGUGUUGGAAUUGGUGGGGAUCCUUUCAACGGAACAGACUUCAUUGAUUGCCUCGAAGUCUUCCUGAAGGACCCUAAAACAGAAGGCAUCAUUUUAAUUGGAGAGAUUGGAGGCAAUGCUGAGGAGAAUGCAGCAGAAUUUUUGCAACAGCACAACAUGGGGCCCAAUGCUAAGCCAGUAGUGUCGUUCAUUGCUGGACUUACUGCACCCCCAGGCCGGAGAAUGGGUCAUGCUGGUGCCAUCAUUGCUGGAGGUAAAGGUGGAGCCAAAGAGAAGAUUGCUGCCCUUCAGCAUGCUGGUGUGGUGAUCAGCAUGUCUCCUGCCCAGCUGGGUAACACCAUACUAAAGGAGUUUGAGAAGAGGAAGUUGCUGUGAAUGUCCAACAGAGAAGUUUUUUUUUCAGAAAAGAAAAUGACCAGAAGCUUCCUAAACGGUUCCUUAUCUUGAUCAUCCAUUUAACCAUUCAUUCGGCUGGAUGCAAUGACUGGUCCUUAUUGAAUGAGAACAGAGCCAUAUACGUUAUGUUUUGUCUAUUUUGUCUGAAUGUGUACACUAGAUGAAACACACAAAAUAAAUAAUUUUCAAAAAUGAA